Molecule: messenger RNA, 1619 nt
Organism: Cololabis saira (Pacific saury)
Lineage: Eukaryota; Metazoa; Chordata; Actinopteri; Beloniformes; Belonidae
Gene: aipl1
Product: aryl hydrocarbon receptor interacting protein-like 1
Exons: 6
Coding region: 102-1094 (330 amino acids)
Molecular function (GO): protein binding; peptidyl-prolyl cis-trans isomerase activity
Source: RefSeq, a predicted model, not a curated record
ACGUCUUAAUCAUCCGCACACUUUCACAAAUGCCGUACCCCACAUAUCACACACACAACAUCUAUACUCAGUAGCAUACGGUUCAAUUAAGCAAAAAAAAGAUGUCGGAUGUGCAAGAUACACUCCUAAUUGGAGCAGAGGCAGUCAAGAAAACCAUCCUGCAUGGAGGAACUGGAGACAUCCCCAAAUUCGUCGCUGGAGCCAAGGUGACGUUCCACUUCCGAACCCAGCUGUGUGAUGAUGAUCGUACAGUGAUAGAUGACAGCAAAGUAGUGGGGACGCCCAUGGAGAUUGUUAUUGGCAACAUGUUUAAAAUAGACAUCUGGGAGACUCUGUUGUCCUCCAUGAGGAUUGGGGAGGUGGCGGAGUUCUGGUGUGACAUCAUUCACACUGGCGUUUACCCACUCGUGUCCAAGAGUAUGCGACGCAUUGCUGAAGGCAAAGACCCAGUGGAGUGGCAGAUCCACACGUGUGGUAUGGCAAACAUGAUGGUCUACCACAGCCUUGGCUAUGACGACCUGGAUGAGCUGAUGAAGGAGCCAAAGCCACUGUACUUUAUCAUGGAGCUGAUCAUGGUGCAGCAGCCCAGUGAGUAUAAUAGAGAGACGUGGGCUCUGAAUGAUGAGGAGAGGCUGAAGAUAGUACCGGUGCUGCACGGCCAGGGAAAUAAACUCUACAAACAGAAACGAUAUGAAGAAGCCACGCAGAAAUACAAGGAGGCCAUCAUCUGCAUCAAGAAUGUUCAGACGAAGGAGAAAGCCUGGGAAGUCCCAUGGCUGAAGCUGGAGAAGAUGGGAAAUACUUUAACGCUUAAUUACUGCCAGUGUUUACUCUGCAUGGAAGAGUAUUACGAAGUCAUCGAGCACACGACAGACAUUAUCAAUCAGCACCCAGGUGCGGCAAAGGCCUUCUACCUGCGAGGGAAGGCCCACAAGGAGGUGUGGAACGAGGCGGAGGCUCGGCAGGACUUCAGCAGGGUGCUGGACCUUGACCCUGGCAUGAAGAAGGCUGUCAAGAAGGAGCUGGCGGUGCUGAGCAUGCGCAUGGAGGAAAAGAACCAGGAGGACAAGAACACGUAUAAAGGCAUGUUUUGACCAGCGGACAUGUAAAUGUUACUGACUGCAGAUGAGCAGAGAUGUUGUUUCCCAGUGUUGAUCGCUUCACUGCAACUCUGUCCAGGUACAGAUCUGGAGACCAUCAAGAUGUGUGAAUAACAAAACAAAAAAAUAUCAAAUAAAAAACAUCUGGCAAAUUAAACAAGGUAGAUAUAUAAAUGGUUUUUAUUUCCUUUUAUUUCCUUUUAUAUUGUUCUAUUUUUCCUGUCACCUAUAACUGAGAACUGUUCUUUUAAGGACACCUGGCGGAUUUGUCGUUGCACAUAACCGGCUGUUUGUAUUGUUUUUCUGUGUUAAUAAGAUGUAAACAUUGCAACAUAAAGAUAAAAAAUACUAAUACUGAAAGUCAUUACUGUGAGACUGAUUGAAGUUAUGUUCAAAGAAAGUCAUAAUGUAUUUCCAUAACUGGCUAAACGGUUUUGCUUUGUACAACUCUAUGUCCAAAAAAGUGUAGACCAAAAAAAAAUGAAUAUUAGAAUAUUAAAUAAACACUUAAAAUCCCUU